AUGGCCUGGUUUUUCGGCGCGUCCCCACGGCUGACAGAGGCGAUUCCGCGACGGCAGCAGGUGACCUGCCUCAUCCAGCAGAAGUCAGGGCGCGGGCUGGGCGACAGCUACGCCUCUGAGCGCAUCUGCGACGGCGUCACCUCCAAGGUGAAGGAGUUCUGUGGCCACAAAGACCAUCAAUUUACUGCGAACAUAGUUUACCCGUCGAUGCCUGCUGGCCUUGACAUACAAGACACCGAGUCGCCGGAGCUCCAGGAAUGGAGGACGUCAGUCAAGGACCGCGUCGGCUCCGCUCUGAUCGCUGACACGUACAUCUCGGUCAUCGUCACACCGGAGGAUUUUCUGGCCGAGCUCGCUUGGGAGGCCGUGGCACGGUACCGGCCGGCGUACGACCAGGUCCUAAUCUCUGGUUUUGGGCACACCUCGCUGGGAAAGGAGCACCUGCUUGCGGGGCAUAUGUUUGGGACGAUCGACACGCAGUACCACAAGAAGGGGAGGGGGCUGCAGUUUACCCUCUCGCGGAUCAUCCCAGUCGUCGGCCGCGAACUGAACGGCCUCCCGUCGGAAAUCAGUAAAGAGCUGCUCCCGGGGGAAGACAGCGGGCGCAUCUACAGUGACACCGAGCUGUACGUCGCCGACAUGCAGGGCAAGAUGGUGCAGCGCCUUUUCCGCACGUACGAUAGCCUCGUCCCACCCUCCGGCAGCGACAUCGACGGCUGCAAGGAGUGGACUGGUAGUGAGAGGGAUGCGCCGGACGAGUGCAAGCUGCGCGUUAGGGCCAAGCUGUACGACAUCCAUAUCGCGGACACUGUGAUCGUCGAGGGCAAGCUCGAGGUGUCCUAUUGGCUGAAGCUAAAUUGGCUCGACAGGCGCCUCGCCUGGGAUCCUGAGGUGUACGACGGCCUGAUCACGAUCGACUACACGAAGUACCACGGGCGGAACCUGAAGCUGUACGAGUCGCCGGUCAGCAUCAACUCGUCCGGGCACGUCACACUUGUAGUCAACGACCAGGCGACCUUCCUCUGCGACGACGAUGUGGUGCUCUUCCCAUACGACUCGUCCGAGUGCUCCUUCACGCUGGUCGGCGAGCAGACGGUCACGCACUUUGAUGGCAGCCUCGGCUUUGAGAUCGCCGACCCCGACCGCGACUUCCACACCUACGGCUGGAUAGAGGAGGACGACAUGGAGGACGACUCGGUGAAGCGCUCGCGGGUUCACUUCCGGCUUUGCUACCGGCGCGUCACGAUGGGAUACAAUAUCCGGCUAGUGGUCCCGGCGGUGCUGCUUAACGCCAUCGGGUUCAUGUCCUUUUGGAUCGAUUCGGCGGGCGAGAGUAUAGCGCUUGGCAUCACCUCGCUGCUGUGCAUGCUGGCCCUCCGCCAGUCGGUUCAGCUCCCCGACACGUCCCAAUUCACUUGGGUGGAGCUGUUCCUGCUCUUCAACGUGAUCUUCCAAUCCUUCGUCCUCCUGCUCGGUUUCAUGGACUAUUCGGCGGCGAUCCGGAAUCGCGUGAAGGUGGUGACCGACCCGAUCAACAGUGGCCUGGAGCGGCUGUCCCGAACGGUCAAGCGCGGGAGACUUGCCCUCAAGGCGCCCAAACAGGAGGUCGGCGACGCGCGGGUGGAGUCCGUUGACGACGGCGACGACAAACCACCUGGGCUCAUGGCCACCGGAGCACUGGCCGACGACGAGAAGAAGGAGGAGAAAUCUGCUGCAGACGUGCUUGGCCGGUACCUGAUAGUGCCAAGCUACUUUUUGCUGUUGGCGCUGAUCUGCGCCGACGAGGGGCGCCUCGUCGGGCGGCUGAUGUCCUCGCAAUCAUUGCUCACGUGUCCGACGUCGCUCCCUGAGGAGGGCAAGGAUGGAGCCACGCCGAGAUGGGGCUCGUUUACUGACUACCCUCCACCAUGA
Molecule: messenger RNA, 1911 nt
Organism: Emiliania huxleyi CCMP1516
Lineage: Eukaryota; Haptophyta; Isochrysidales; Noelaerhabdaceae
Exons: 2
Coding region: 1-1911 (636 amino acids)
Biological process (GO): monoatomic ion transmembrane transport
Cellular component (GO): membrane
Molecular function (GO): transmembrane signaling receptor activity; extracellular ligand-gated monoatomic ion channel activity
Source: RefSeq, a predicted model, not a curated record